CGCCCCUUCCCUUGGCCCAGCCCGGCCUGCUGCGCAGCCAUGGCCGCCUUGCUGCAGCUGGAGAGCCGGGAGGCCGGGCUCUGCCUCGGCAAGUUCGUCUUCGGCUGCGAGUUGACGGGCAAUACCAGGUCGUAUACCUUUAAGGUGGAUGAAGAUGACAACUCUGAGCAUAUCCUGGCCCUGUCUAUGGUCUGCCUGACAGACGGCGCGAAGGACGAAUGCAACGUGGUGGAAGUCGUGGGGCGUAACCGUCAGAACCAGGAGAUUGCUGUGCCAGUGGCCAAUCUGAAGCUGUCGUGCCAACCUGCGCCUGGACAACUUCCAGCUCCAACCACCUGUGACCUUCCACCUGAAAUCCGGCUCCGGCCCCGUGCACCUCUCUGGACGGCACCAGAUCAUGCACAGGAGGGCACCCUCGGAGGAAGAGGAGAGCGUGGAAGAGGAGGAGGAAGAGCUCACCCCCAUCAUGCCAGCCAAGAAGCAGCGAAGGAGGCAGUAGCUGGGAGGUGCUGCCCUGGCUCUGGCUGGAGCCCUGCCCCCGGACGGCUGUUCUUCUGGGACUUCUCUGGUUUACGUGUCAGUUUGCUGCUUGUUUGUUCCUGUCAGGCUUGGGGGGCUCCCUCCCAUUGAGGGGAUGCACUGGGGUGAGCUGCACCCGCACAGGGCCAUGGAGGCUGAUACUGGGCACAGUGUAUGCUGAGGGGCUCUGCUCUUUGUAGUGACAUCCCCAGCACCUGGAGGCGAGCCAGCAAAGCAAUCAGUGUCAUGCUCAGCGAACCCCGCGCCCCACCUGGGUUGCUCAGGAGGGGGGUUUCUGGGGCUUGGUCCCUGUUUCCUUACUCUGCGAACCAGCCCUUUGCUCGGCCCUGCUCUGUUGCACCCCCUGAGAUGCCAACAGACCUCCCACUGGAGCCGGGGGAGUGCAGCUAGAGUGGUCGGUUUCACCUUGCGAUUCUGGGGCUGCCUAGUGCUGAGUGAGGCCGUGGCAUCUCUCUCUCCCCAUGUCAGUUUCUGUUCAUGGGGGGAGAGGGGUGUUAAGCCCCUUUUUUAAUAUUUGCUGCCUUUACACAUGGAAGUUUUAGGGGGAGCCUUGUCCCCACCCCCCCAGAACCCCAGGCUCCUUUCACCAGUGCAAUGUCUCGUCGUGUCGGGUGUGUAUAUGGCACCUUUGACCUUGGCAUCCAACAUCCAUCUGUGGUGCACUGUGCAUUACAGGGCCAACUGGUGCUGGGGCCUCAUCUGGGUGUCACAGGAUCGUGCCAGGUCUGGGCUGCCUUUGGGUUCUCCCCCCCUUGCUGGACCAUCAGGGGUUCCCCAGCCAAGCCCCACCUCUGUAAAGGGCUAUUUACACCUUGCAAUAAACGUUUCUGAUUGGGUGUCA
Gopherus evgoodei (Goodes thornscrub tortoise) is the source of this 1381-nucleotide messenger RNA. It is a transcript of the gene NPM3, whose product is annotated as nucleophosmin/nucleoplasmin 3. Gene Ontology annotation, molecular function: histone binding; RNA binding; chromatin binding. Bases 40 to 630 code for a protein of 196 amino acids. The record is from RefSeq and is a predicted model, not a curated record. The transcript has 6 exons. Gene Ontology annotation, cellular component: cytoplasm; nucleoplasm; nucleolus. NCBI's taxonomy places the organism in Eukaryota, Metazoa, Chordata, Testudines, Testudinidae. Gene Ontology annotation, biological process: chromatin remodeling.